Lingula anatina is the source of this 4105-nucleotide messenger RNA. RefSeq lists its product as uncharacterized. The record is from RefSeq and is a predicted model, not a curated record. Gene Ontology annotation, biological process: humoral immune response; positive regulation of canonical NF-kappaB signal transduction. NCBI's taxonomy places the organism in Eukaryota, Metazoa, Brachiopoda, Lingulata, Lingulida, Lingulidae.
UAAUUCACUUCAGCGAAAUCAUGGGAGCAAUACUAUAAAAGUAUUUGAAAAGCUAUGUACAGAGAGGCAAGAGAUGACAGUUUAUGAAAUGUUAGCCAUAUUCAAUGAUAUGGAACGGGCUGAUGUCUUUGAAAUACUGAAAGAUUCUGUCACAGAAAUCAAGAAACAAAAAGAAAAUCGCUCAUCACUAAAUUAUCUUCCAUCUGGUCAGCAGCACACAGAAGCUUGUACAUGUCAUAGUGGUCAGUUUGCCAGGCCAGCAUGUGAAGAUGGAAUACCUAUACCACCCAAGAGAAAAAAACAUCGGGGGAGUUCUCCUCCAGACCAGUUGGGUGUAGUCAGCAGCUCUGUGGACAGUGAUGGUGAUGUUAUGAUGGACAGUCUGGGCAAUGAUGUUUCAGGUAUGCAGCAACAUCACCAUCAGCAGCAUCAACAACAACAACAAGACAUGGACAUAGACAUUGCAAUGAUGCAUGAUUUGAGUAGUUAUGGUGAUCCUUUGCUUAGUGAUUACAGCUUGCAUGUGUGUUCUAAUGGAAGUUUGCCUCCUGUCACCUCUUUCCUGUCUGGGCCUGAAAACAUGGCCUUAGCUCCUUUAGAAUCUGGCAGUAUUGUACCCCUGGAAGUUGGCCUGGCACGCACAGCUAACAAUCAUCAGCCAGACAGCUACAGCAGUGAAAAUACAAGUGAGGUCAAACCAACCUCUUUGAACCGUCCUAUAGAGCCUUGCAAGCAUCCACAACAAUCAGGACCUACCGGUACCAGCAUUCAGUUUGAUUCCACCUAUGUCCAACCCACUUCAUUUAGGAGGCCUCAGGUUGUUCCAAACAGUGAUAUAACCAAUGGCAACAAGCCCCCUUUUACAUAUCCAAGGAGACACAAGCCUAGUAAACCUGACUUGAAGCCUCUUCCUACCUGGCAGUGUGACAUGCGACAUAGGACUUUGACUCACUCCCUUUCUGAGCCUAAAGAUAUGCAGCCGAAAGAAUACAAGACAGUUGAGAGGAAAACCAGAGUCCUGGUGACAUACACAGAUGACAAUGAAAAACACCUGAAACACAUGAUAAGCCUAGCAAAGUGCCUCAAGGACAAUCAAUUUGCAGUGAUAAUGGACAUCAAUAAAAGAGAAAAUGAUGAACUCUAUGAUGAUAUGUGUGGGAAAAUUGACAAAUAUUUUGAAAAGGCAAAUUAUAUAUUGAUUUGCAUAAGUCCAAAGUACCGACAAGAAAUGGAAGAAGUAGAUGAUGAGGAUGACCAGUUUCUGAGCGGUAGCACAGUAUGCCAUAGACUUAACACAAGAUACAUCUACAAACUGAUGCAGGGAGAAUUCCGCAACAACAACUCACAAAACAAACGGUUUAUCCCAGUCUUGUUUCCAAAUGCCACGAAGCAUGACAUACCAGGGUGGCUCCUAAACACUCUUUAUUACCGCUGGCCAAAUGAAUGGAUGGAUUUGUUCAUGUUUCUUUGGCGACCUGAUCGUGAGUUUUUGGACAGUAAAAUUUCAUCAGUCAAGUCUAAGUAUGACCAGGAUGAGUCAUUGCAAAGUGUUCCUCUAUCCCCACAGAGUACAAGUAGGAGUGGCAGUCAGUCCAGUUCCUGUAGCUCCCCAGGUUCAGCUGGACGCUUACCAAGAAUUAAGAAGGAGAACACUUGAUGCUAACUCACUGUUUCUUUAUUCCUAGGUAUGAAACAGUUACACCUCCCCAUAGGAAAGAUAAGGUUCAAGAGUAGAGAAGGAGACCACAGGUAUUAACUUGCUGUUCCCUUCUCUUCCUUACUCUAAGUAUGAAAUACUAUCACUUGUACCUGUAUGUCCGUUGAGGAUGGGAGUAAUGGUUUCCCAAAGAUAAGGAGAAUAUGUAAUAUUGAUCAAAUUGAUUCAAAUAAUAGUGAAUCACAUCCUGGGAAGACUUAAAACAAAAAUGUCAAGCUUUUAGCUACAGAUGUAAUAAGGAUUACAGGAGUGAUGUGAUAGACCUUUCAAUUUCAGAAAUUGACUAAAAAAAACAUUUUUAUUUAAUAUCAGUUUUACACAUUUGUUACCUCCUAAUCAUUAUGUCCAAGCACUGGUGAACUAUAAGCAUUUUAUAGUUGUUGUGUGUACAUAUAUUUUGUGGCAGCAGACAUUCAAAACUGAAGCAGCAAGGCCCUCAGUAUACAGGUUUUACUUUAAGCGCCAAUGCAUAUAGAUAUGUUUUGCUUCAUAUGGAAAUGAUACUUUGAUAACUUAACCUUCAUUUGGGUUUUAUUUUCAUUUGUUCCAUGAAGAGCUCUUUUUUUUGUUCACUAGAAAACCAAUUUAUUAUUAAUUUUCUUGGAGGAACUCCUUCACACCUGAAAGGUUUUUAAAGGGUUACCUCCUCUGUUGAAGUUUAUAUUAUCUAUUUAAAUAUGUCAUAGCUCGAAAAAUGUUUAUUAAGAUCAAUAAAAUCUAAGAACUGAAAAAGAAAAAUCGUUAAAAGAAAACAUAUUUUUCUGAUCACUUUUUACAUGUGGUUUGGGGGUUUAUGUUUUCGCAUAUUGUGACAGAAGAUGUAUGUGCAGAGUACAGUUCGGACAGUUGCAUCAUAGACUAGUUGAAAACUUGAAAAUGCUCUCUUGCUUACUGAUUAGUUUACAAAGGCCAAUUGUUGUAAAUGCAUACUUUAAGAAUAUAUAGCUCCAUAAGCUAAAAUCAGGCUGAAAAAAGGCCUUUAUAUAAUUAUUGUUGUUAUGAUAUUGCAUAUAAUGUUCAUGGACUUUAUUUGUCUUCACUUAAUGUAUGGUUAUUUUGUCAGUGAUGGCUUAUCAGUGGUUUGGGGGCAAAUUUGAGAUAUUUGGUUACAUGAUUUUUUCUAUUACCUGGCCUCAUAUCAGAAAAAAUUCCAGAGGCUAAUACUGCGAUAGUGACUGUGCAUGAGAACUGUACAAAGGGAUGCAAGUGAUUUUCUAACUCAGUUAAGAUCUUAGAAUUAUACAAAUUUUCACUGGACCUUUGUAAAUUAGACCACCUAACAUGGGUAAAAAAAAUUAUUAUAAAAAUCUGCCACACCAAGUUGUUCUUCAUACCUUAUCAGUAACUACAAUUUUGGUGAUUUCCAUCAGAAAGCGGCUAUUGAAUUAUCCCCCAAACCAUUUGUUAUUUACAGCCAAUUGGUAUUAUAUGGUUCUAGGCACUUCAAUAGAUUUAAAUAACACCUGAAGACAAUGCCAGCUCUAUCAGUUAUCAAUUUUUCAUCAGCAUAGUCCCCACAAUGAGUAACCCAAUAGCAUCACCUAAAUAAGGAGAAAUCUUGGAUUCUGUGUAUUAUUUUGCACUUCAAAACAAACUUCCCUAUAUUAGGGUAUAUAUUCUUAAGUAGAUUUACUCUCAAUUUUGUUGCUUUUCGCUAAUCAUUUACUCUACAUUAAUUUUCCAAUUGAUUAAAAUAUAAGGGUUCCCCUAAAAGAUCCAACUAGCUGGUAAUUUUCCAAUUGACUAAAAUAUAAGGGUUCCCCUAAAAGAUCCAACUAGCUGGAUUUGAGGGCCUUUGUUUUGGACUACCCUGACCACACCCACUACUGAAAUACGACAGACUACGAUUUUCAUACAUAGGUAAGCAUGUAGGUUAUUGCCAGGUACAAGAAAAUUGGUGAUUUUUUUUAUCAUGCUCAACCCUCUGAGAUCCUGGACUAAUAAGGAAUUAUUGACUAAAGAGAUGUAUUUACUUCUAUGCAUAACCAUCUUACUUGCAAGAGGCUUGUAUUUUAUGACAAUCAGAAUAAAAUGUUAAUAUGUGGCACCUGGUGUUUUAUGUAUCAUUCUAGAAAGAGAGGUUUGCUUAUUACAAUGCAUGUAUAUAGGUAUGUGUAUUGUGUUUAUUUAUUUUGACAUAUUAGCCAAACUGAUGUCAAUAAAGAUAAAGUUUGUAUUGAUGUGUGCAGUAAUAGAACUUGGCUUCACAUGUAGGACUUCUAUUAGCUGUCUCCUAUGCAUUUUUUUUUUAUUAUUAUUUUGUAAACUGUGUUGUGUUUGAGGGCUUUUUUCUUUUCUUUUUUUAUCAGCAGAAAAUUAAGGAAGUGUAUAAUUGUAUUAACUGUAGAACAUAUUUUAAUAGUAUGAGCACAAGUAUAUUUUACUAAA